Molecule: messenger RNA, 784 nt
Organism: Quercus lobata
Lineage: Eukaryota; Viridiplantae; Streptophyta; Magnoliopsida; Fagales; Fagaceae
Exons: 2
Coding region: 110-538 (142 amino acids)
Molecular function (GO): electron transfer activity
Source: RefSeq, a predicted model, not a curated record
UGCCAAAGCUUCCUAUAUAAAGCCCCAUUAGCUCAUUCUCUCUUACCACCAUCACAUUCUAUAUACCUUGGUUUUCUUUCAAGCUCAUUAGAGGAAUUUGAGAACGAAGAUGGCUCUCAGUUACCGUGUACAAGGAUUCAUCCUACUCCUGACUGCCUCCUUAUUGGCAGUUGGUGAGGCCAACACCAUUGUUGUUGGAGGCUCAGAAGGUUGGCGUUUCGGCUUCAACUACACUGAUUGGGCUCUCCAAAACAGCCCCUUCUACAUAAAUGAUACAUUAGUAUUCAAAUAUGUUCCACCAAGCGACACUUCCUUUGCUCCCUCAGUUUAUUUGCUGCCAGACCUAUGGAGCUAUAUAAAAUGUGAUUUCAGGAGGGCUAAGUUGUUGGCAAACGCUACACAAGGUAGCGGUGAGGGCUUUGAGAUUGUGCUAAAACAGUGGAGGCCUUAUUACUUUGCUUCUAGUGGCCACAAUGGCUUCCACUGCAGUGCGGGGUUGAUGAAGUUCUUUGCUGUUCCAUUGCCACGAGGGAAUUAGUCAUUGUCUCAUUCAUCACAAAUAAAGCCAAGGUUUAUGCAAUUAAUAUUGCUAUUUAUUGUUUCAAUAAGUUUGGGUAUGGAAUCUUUUUACGAUCGUUAAGGUGGUUUAUAAAUCAUAUGUAACAGUGAUAUUCUAAUCAUAAUUUGCCACGUUAAUAGUUGUAACGAAGAUGGUAAAAAUAUUCAAAACCCAAGCAUUACUUUAUUUGUUUUUAUCAGUGAUUGUUGUAAUAAAAAAAUCAAU